Fundulus heteroclitus (mummichog) is the source of this 1075-nucleotide messenger RNA. Its product is annotated as interferon-induced protein 44-like. The coding region runs from base 1 to 909 and encodes 302 amino acids. The transcript has 9 exons. The record is from RefSeq and is a predicted model, not a curated record. NCBI's taxonomy places the organism in Eukaryota, Metazoa, Chordata, Actinopteri, Cyprinodontiformes, Fundulidae.
AUGGCUCAAUAUCCAAAAGGUGUUUGGGAGUUGUUUUCGGACAACCACAGGAAGCCUUUUGCUACAACAGCUGAGUCUCCAAUUCUGGAUGAACCGUGGAGGGAACUACAAUGGGGAAAAAAACAGGAGGAUCUUCGGUAUGUGCAGGAAUACAAGCCUGCACAAGAUGACAUCAGGUACCUUCGAGUCCUCCUGUACGGACCUGUUGGAGCUGGGAAGUCCAGUUUCAUCAACUCUGUCAGUAACGUCCUUCGAGAACGGAUGUCAAAUAUUGCUUUGGCCAGUGCGAUGACCUCUGACAUAAGCUUUACCCGAAAGUAUGAAACUCAUAAAUUCAUUAAAGGACGAGGAAGCUCAAAGACGUUUUACCCUGUUGUCUUCAACGACAUCAUGGGUUUGGAAGAGGGGGACAACAGAGGAGUUCAUGAAAAUGACAUCAAUCUGGCUUUACGAGGACACGUGAAGGAAGGUUACAAGUUCAACCCAGUUUCUCCACUAACUGAAGGUGACCCGGGCUACAACCCGACACCCUCCGCUGACGACAAAGUCCAUGUGCUGGUCUGUGUGAUGUCCAUAAAUGCUUCACAGAUUAAAUCAUCAGUUCUGGAGAAGAUGAAGAACGUCAGAGAAAGAGCCAGUGAACUGGGAAUUCCUCAAAUGGCCAUGAUGACGCACAUCGAUGAAGCUUGUGGUGAAACUGACAAAGACCUGAGAAAUGUGUACAAGAGCAAACACCUGAGGAAAAAGAUGAAAGACUUCAGUGCAGCAGUGGGAAUCCCACUGAACUGCAUCUUUCCUGUGAAGAACUACAGUGAAGAAAUUGACCUGAAAGAUGAUGUCGAUACUCUGAUCCUGAGCGCCCUGCGGAAAAUGAUCGACUUUGGAGACGACUUUAUUGAAAAAAUUUAAACAGAGACUUAGAAGAAACACUGAGGUGAAACAGGUGCACUUAUAUAUACCGUUAAAUUAGUUCUUUUCAAGUUUGGACUCCAGUUCUGGACUUGAGAAGUAAAAAGAACUCAGCAUAAAGCAGAAAAAGACGUUAACGAAUGUUUAUUGUAGUCAUUUCUAGUCA